This is a messenger RNA of Penicillium daleae, 1377 nucleotides long. RefSeq lists its product as uncharacterized. The record is from RefSeq and is a predicted model, not a curated record. Gene Ontology annotation, cellular component: fungal-type vacuole membrane. Gene Ontology annotation, biological process: transmembrane transport. Bases 1 to 1377 code for a protein of 458 amino acids. Lineage: Eukaryota; Fungi; Ascomycota; Eurotiomycetes; Eurotiales; Aspergillaceae. The transcript is spliced from 4 exons. Gene Ontology annotation, molecular function: transmembrane transporter activity.
AUGUUUUCACGAGAUAAAUAUCACGGCGAGGCAUAUUUGGCUGAUUUGGAAGACUAUGCGCCUAGUAGGACAAGCGAUAGUCUCACAACCCAUUCGUCUCCACUUUCAUGUGAAGAAAGAGGCACCAAAUCAACCAGUUGCGAGAAGGAUUUGCCUGCGAUCGACGGGGGUAUACAAGCAUGGCUAUUUUUAACAGCUUCGGCUGUGCUUGAGGCACUUGUCUGGGGGUGGGCCGGUGCGUUUGGGAUCUUCCAGGACUACUACAGCGUACAUGAACCGUUCAAUGGAUCCAAAAAUAUCGCCGUGGUUGGCACUUGCGCCAUGGGUAUUGCAUAUCUCUUCGCCCCUUUAGUGAUUGUAUUUAUGAUCCUUGUACCCCGUCUUGCUCGGUGGGCAUCGACUAUCGGGAUCGUUAUAAUGUGCGUUUCGUUAGUAUUGGGCUCCUUUGCUCAGAAUGUAACGCAUCUGAUUUUGACCCAAGGGGUCGCCUUUGGGGUUGGCGGUUGCCUCGCUUAUACACCUUCAAUCCUGUUUAUGCCUGAGUGGUUUGUUAAGAAGAAUGGCCUCGCAUUUGGGAUUGUAUGGGCCGGCUCCGGAAUAUCAGGCGUGAUGUUUCCACCCAUCAUAGAAUGGCUACUUGGCCAGUAUGGGUUCGAAGAUACCCUAAGGAUCUCGGCAGCAGCACUAUUCCUCCUCUCAGCCCCAUUUCUCUACUAUCAUAGACCACGCCUUCCAGUGUCUACAGAUGUUCGCCAUGACCGACUCGAUUUCCGUUUUUUAUACAAUAAAGUUUAUCUGAUUUAUCAACUAGGGAAUACAGUGGAAGCGCUAGGAUAUUUUCUACCAACAAUUUACCUGCCCAUGUAUGCCCGCAGUCUGGGUGCCAACGUGUUUCUAAGCUCGUUGACGGUGGCGAUCGUGAAUCUGACAUCAGUGUUCGCCUCUGUACUCGCAGGCUUCCUCUGUGAUCGUUAUCACGUCACUACCGUUAUACUGAUUUCAACAGUGGGCGCAGUUGUAUCCGUUUUCUUUGGCUGGGGGUUUGCCGUUACCAUGCCAGCUCUGUAUGUUUUCUGCGCUGCCUACGGGCUCCUCGCGGGUGGGUUUUCCUCGACAUGGUCAGGUAUGGCGAAUGAAAUCCAAAAGGCGAAUCCAAAUGCAGACGUGGCUGUCAUCUUUCCAUUUAUGGAAUUUGGCCGGGGAAUUGGGAACAUCGCUAGUGGUCCACUAAGUGAAGCGCUGCUUAGAGCGGACAACUGGAGAGGUCAUGCGUGGGGAACCUAUGGUACUGGUUAUGGUGUCCUGGUGGUCUGCACAGGCGCAACCGCAGUGGUUGGCGGAGUAUCGGUGGUAGCCCGGCAGUUAGAUUGGAUAUGA